GACUAAUUAAUGAAGAUGAAGUUGCUUCACUCUGUCAGUUGCUAACUUCUUUCUCGUUUAAUAGUAUGGUGGCUGGUAGUAGUCACACGUGAGUCCGUCAAAUACCUGUCGAAUGCUCUGCGUAUGAUAGUCCAAAGCAGUCUUGGAAACAACGCGUUGGAUUCGGUUGCUUAAUUUUGGAAUACUUUUUUUAUCGCCAGCUAAGAAGAUGCGUUUCCGCGGUCUACCCCUCGAAUUAAAUUGUGGGUCGGUCGACUUUGAACUAACCAGCAGAACCGCCGUAGCCGGCCUAUUGCUUCCGGUGUGUGGUCCUUGUGGCUUCGUCUCAGUGUCGUAUUAUGUGUUGUUAGGUUGCGCACACGUCCAGUGUGAUUCGUGUGCCCUUGUUUUUCCGGAGAAGCAUGCUCAGGACACGGAAGAACGCAACAUUGCCUGUUGCUCCGUAUGUAACGAGACCAGCGAAGCGACUCCGAUGAAGAUUAGCAUAACCGCCCUCGAGAAGCUCAACUUUUGUUGUCCCUGUGGCAUGGAAGGUACCCUGAAAGAAUUGCGCCAGCACCGAAAAGAAUGUCGUGUCACCGAGAAAAUGUAUUCGUCGCCGACCACUGAAAGUAUGACAGGUGUCGCCGAUUCGACUAGCUCUGGCGAAGCAAGCAGCAGCCGUAUGAUGGACGCCGACCGCAUCGCUUCCAGUGUCAAGGAAACCCUCCUCAUUGAACUACAACGAGUCGAAGAAGAUAUCGUAAACCGACUCGAGAUAAGGAGGGCGUCGGUGGAAGAUCAGAUCAGAGAUUGCAUGAGAAAGAUAGAAAUAUUAGAAGCGCAACUAACUAGGCUGCGACCAGAAAAUCAACAGAUAAAUACAGACCCCACUACAUUAGUGGACAUGAUUGUUCUCGACACACAACGAAAUUCACUGGCUAUUCGUAACAUAGAGCAGCAGAUAAGUCGACUACCUUUUGUGGCUAACUCACGUGAGGACAUUGUUAGAUGGGUAGUACGCCACAGCGCUCAAAGCGUUCUCCUUUGGUUCAACGUUAAAAAACUUCUACAGCAGAUGAACCGUAACGGUAGUCCGGCAACGUCCGAUGAUCAGAAAGCACUUCUUGGGGGUUAUCCUUGUCGAGUUCACCUGGCAGUAGACUUUAUUGCUGGACGGAAGAUGCUCGGAGUUUACAUUGGCACCUCAAACGAACGCAGCUCAGCCGACUGGCCUAUGAAGCGUCGUCUAACUAUGAAGAUAUACGACAACGACGGAACGCCUUUUGUUGAAGACGAUAUUGGAACAACUGAUCCUGAGGCAGGCAAUUAUUUCAAAGGACCAAACUCGCAAGGCAUGUACGGAAUAGACGAUUUUAUCUCCAUCGAGAUUUUGACUAACCAGAACUUUUACUGCCGAAACCAGGGAAUGGUUUGCAUAGGGAUCGACAGCAGUACCUUAUAAAGUUUGUAUCUAAUGAAGGAAGACGCACAUGGCUAGAGCUGAAGACGCAAACGGAGGAGGCAGACCAAAGUUAAUGCUGUAUAGACCCGUCUCUUAACGGGAGUACCCAAUGGAAUAAGCGACGCAUAGAUGGUUGGUGGUUGAUUGAACAGUAGCGAAAAUCUCCUAUGAUGGAUUGAAAAGUCGAUUCAUAAGGCUAAGCCGCUUUUGUGUAUUCGAUUUUGGCUAUUUAUAGAGAAAGUCAACGUCCCUUAAUAUUGUGUGUUUGAAAAUAUGGAAAUGAACUACUUACUGCUAUCAUAAAUAUAUAAUUUGAUCAGCUUAUUUAAGUAUCCCUAACAGUGAACCGAUAUAUAAGCGACGCAAUAAUUAGAUGAUGAAUCCGUAUCGUAGGGGGAGCGUUAUGGCGAUACAAUUCGCGCAUGUAUGCGCAAGCCCUUAGAAACAUUGGCGCUCGUUUCCUCGACGUAACCUCUGUUGCAAAAAGGAGUUUUACAUAAGCUAUAAAUGAUCAAGAAUCCUUAAAGAAAACUUGAUGUGAUAUAAUAUUGUAAGUUAGAAACAAUAUUCUUUAAGUUACAGUGAGUAACGUGCUUCUGUACAGAACAACGACUGCAAUAGUUAUAGGUAAAAUAGGCGUGAGAAUGUAAACAAAACCAAUAUGCCUUAGAAAUGAGGUGGUGUGAAUCUAGAGCAAAUAAACCCGAUGUAAAAACGAACCGCUAUCUCCUCGAUAUUCCCAACAUUACUGCAGCGGCCGACGUAUAUUUUCCAAGAUACUACGAGAUUAUAAGCACAUAACGAAACUAUACUAAUUAUGUGGAGAGCAAGAUAGCCUAAAAGCUGAAUUUUGUAUUAAAAGGACAUUACCACCUGUUAACUAUGCUCGAUGGUAUCACUUGUUUAAACGUUCGUUGUUCAAUAUUCAUUUCAUACUAAUUCCUUUAAAUAGAAAUAACACGCCUCUUUAUUGUACAGUUGCUAAGUGAAUUACUACUCACAGUAGCGCUCGCGUUGGAUGUAGGUCCGUCCUUCAAGUGGUUCAUUGUGAAAAGAUGAGAGCAUAACUAACAGAGAACGUCACUUUUGUUGAGCAAAAAUACGAUAACAACAUAGAUUAUAUUUUAUUGAUAGCAAUGCCGCAAAACGACCAAAUACAUAGGCCGUUUGAUGGCCAUUACGUAUACAGCUUGACAAUCAUCUUACGAUCAGAGGGAAGAGUGAACUUCACACCAAUCAAGGUAUUUACUCCUAAUCAACAAUCUUAAAAUAAUCUUGAUCAAUUACUACUAUCAUUAUCAAAUAUUGUGGUCCGAUUUUUGUGGUUAUUAUUAUUAUUAUUACUAUUAUCUCGUUAAUAUUCAAUUAGUACAUACAAUCAUGUUGUCAAACUAAGUGAACGUCGCUUCUAAAUGUUUCAUGAAUGUGCAUAUGCAGGUGAAGGGCGUGUGUAUAGGUUACCCUCAAAUUCUUGGUAGGCACAUGUUCGAAGCCUUAUAUUAUACUAUGAAGACUAAUAAAGAUUUUACAUAAUGAAACGAAAUUGAAUUUACUUCGUAAAGGAUUAUCAUUUCUUAAACGGCUCUAAAAUGCAGAAAGGUGACGCCAAUAUCUGUCGGUGCCUAAAGAUAAGUGAAACUUAUCACGGCGUUUAGUUCAUAUGGAUUUUUUCCCGCUUUGCAAAUGCUUAUAUCGAUGACAAAAAAAAA
Molecule: messenger RNA, 3153 nt
Organism: Varroa destructor (honeybee mite)
Lineage: Eukaryota; Metazoa; Arthropoda; Arachnida; Mesostigmata; Varroidae
Source: RefSeq, a predicted model, not a curated record